CCCGAAACUUGCGCGCAGAUUAGUAACACAAAUUCCCGAGAUUGUCCUUCUUCCGUUGUGUCCUUUUUUCGUACAAGACACCAUGACUGCUCAACUCGCUCAGCCUAUCUCGUCCCGUCUUUCCGUAACGGAGACUGCGACAGAUCCCGUUGUAACAGCAGCGGAAGCUGAAGCUACUGUUGCAGCAUCGCAUUCGGAACGACGAUGGUCCGAAGACUCGACGUCGUCUUCCAGUAGUUCUUCCUCUCUUCAACCCGCGUUGAAAAGCUGCUUGUCCAGCACCAAUCUUUCCUCCCUCGCGCCUUUAAAAAUGAAGCGCAACGUAUCUUUCCACGCCAUUGAAAUCCGUACUUACGUGCCGGAUUCGGCGAGUACUACGGGACGCAAGAGUCCGUUGCCAACGGAACCCGAUCGACGUCUUUCGAUCGACGAUUACGAAGCCGGAGUGCGACCCGGAGUCUCUCUUCCGCAGUCAUCCUCACGAGGGCAGCAACGAGCCACGAUUGUCAACAAAAACAACAAUAACGCUACACCGGCGUGGUUGGAAAAGGCCGGGCGCCGAUUCAAAAAGCUGCUGGGCGGAGGACGCAAGCCCCGCAACAAGGCUUCCAAGAAGGAGAACACUCCCCCUUCUGUAUCACAACCCCAGCGCUACGAUGUCUCCAAACGUCCCGUGCUGGAGGAUUGCACAACCUCCAGUCUUCGCAAAGUCCAGUCGUUAACGGAUCUGGAUCAGCUCGAGUGGGAGUCGGAUUCCUCUACCUCGGACGAAGAAUCCGGAGACAACAGUACCGGGAGCAACACCGCUAGCAACUCUUCCACUACUUCUAUCGAGUCUCCCCCCUCGUCACCGCUAUCUUCGGCGACACGCGCCAAGUCACGCUUUGGAACGAAUGAAGAGCGUUCGAAAGGACUAGCCGCCACUACUCCGAGUACCGUAAGCAGUGCCACUGCUCCUCUCAACCAUUCUUUGCCACGUGUUUCGAGCGCUUCUUGCAACGACCUGACCAGCCUCGUCUCACAACAUCAGUACCCAUCUACAAUUUUGGAAGAAUUCCCGAGCUCCAACAGCCUCGCUUCGCUAGUGGAAACCAAGACGCCAAUUUCUCCGGCCAAGGUGGAGUCCCAGUCUCUUUUGCAAAAUGAAUCGCCGGUCACGAGCAUGUCGAAUUUAGUCUCUCCGGCCAAUGAUCCUGCCUGGGCUUUGAAUUUCACCAACGACGAUAGUGAUUCACAAUCAGAAGAUUCGGCCCUUUGCUUUUAAAUUGCGAUAAUCGCAGUGUACAAAACUAUACUAUAGUGUAUUCUUGGACUACUUU
Phaeodactylum tricornutum CCAP 1055/1 is the source of this 1319-nucleotide messenger RNA. RefSeq names its product glucoamylase. Lineage: Eukaryota; Bacillariophyta; Bacillariophyceae; Surirellales; Neidiaceae. The transcript has a single exon. Bases 83 to 1264 code for a protein of 393 amino acids. The record is from RefSeq and is a predicted model, not a curated record.